GUACCUUGUCUGUAGGCGUAUAAACAGAUAAACCUUAACUGACUGUAACUCAGCUGUUACAUGUGUAGUGUCUCGCGAUGAUUUCAGUGUUAUGUUUUAAAAAUCCACAUCAGUUACAUUUGAUACAUGUUUGAUAUUUUAGCAAGUGUAGCACUAGAGGUAAAAUGGACACACUAUAUUUUCAAGGCAUUCGAGUUGCUGAGGCUCUUCAGUCAAAAACAAAAAACUAUGAGUCUUUUUGGCUUUUUGCUACUUACAUUGGAGACCCCAAAGCUGCCUUCCUGCUCGUUUUCCCACCCGUUUUCUACUUACACAGACGAACCGGCAUUGCCAUCAUCUGGGUGGCUGCGAUAUCGGAAUGGCUUAAUCUGGUUUUUAAAUGGUUAUUGUUUGGGGAGAGACCCUACUGGUGGAUCGGGCAGUCGGGUUUAUUUGUGAAAAACAGUGCUAGUGUCCAGCAGUUCCAGUCCACCUGUGAAACAGGACCAGGUAGCCCCUCUGGUCAUGCCAUGGUCACCGCCGCAGUCUGGUGGGUGGUAACCUCUUCCUUGGCCUCUUUUCUUCACUCUGGCUCUGGCAGUAAGAUACUUUUUGCAAUACCGUACUUAUUCUACGCUUUGCUGUUGGGAGCAGUCGGCCUAUCACGGAUCUUCAUCUUGGCUCACUUUCCUCACCAGAUCAUUUCUGGGCUUCUGGCAGGGGUAACACUUGGAGUGUUCCUAAACCGCAAGUUGCCAGAACGUUGCCCUCAGUUUUUUCUUCUGUGUUCCAGCAUGGCUAUGCUUUUAGGAGCUUUAAUCAUGCAUGCAGGAUUGGAGAAAGUUGGCAUUAAUCUUUCCUGGUCUAUCACAUUGGCUAAAAGAUGGUGUUCUAAGCCUGAGUGGGUUUGCAUGGACACGGCUCCUUUCUCUUCUCUUAGUCGCGAUGCUGGAGCCCUGUUUGGCCUGGGGCUCGUCCAAUUUUGGAAGCCAGAGGGAUGGGCACUUUCCUGGGGACCGAAGAGCCUCUGUCUGGCACUUUCCUCUUUAACCUUAUACCACGUGAACAGAUUUCCUCUUCCCACCACUCCUUCAUUGCUCUUUUACUCACUUUUCUUUCUCAGAUAUACUAUUGUGCCUCUGGUAGUGAUGGUGCUUAUACCUGGUUUUGUUCAGCUCUUCACAGCCAAACCCAAGAGGGACUAAGGUGGUAAAAUGACAAGACCUUUAAACACUGCAUAGACUCAAUAUUCUACAUAAAACAUAAUUGAUUGCCGCACUAAUGACAUGAUUGACUAAGUCAUUAAUUUUAGGAGAACAUAUGAUAAGGGCCUCUUCUUAUUGUAACUUCACAUUCUUUAGUUUGCAUUAAAAUGUUUAUACUCCU
Trichomycterus rosablanca is the source of this 1365-nucleotide messenger RNA. It is a transcript of the gene g6pc3, whose product is annotated as glucose-6-phosphatase catalytic subunit 3. Gene Ontology annotation, molecular function: glucose-6-phosphatase activity. Gene Ontology annotation, biological process: gluconeogenesis; glucose 6-phosphate metabolic process. NCBI's taxonomy places the organism in Eukaryota, Metazoa, Chordata, Actinopteri, Siluriformes, Trichomycteridae. The transcript is spliced from 6 exons. The record is from RefSeq and is a predicted model, not a curated record. The coding region runs from base 165 to 1184 and encodes 339 amino acids. Gene Ontology annotation, cellular component: membrane.